CUGUAUAAAGCUGCUGCAGCUCCUGAGCGGCGGAUUCGGCUCCACUGACCUUCAGGAUCAUCAGAGCUCUCAGAUCUGCUGUCCUACAGGAUCAGCUCAGUGCAGAAGUGAAAGACAGGGACGGACGCCAGCAGCUGAUACACACACAUCAUCCCCUGAGCAUCUGCCAGUCUCGCGCCCUUCACCACCGCGGCCCCCAGCCAGCGCUCUCCUCUGAUUGGUCAGCAGGCCGGUCGGGAUGGAGCGUGUGCAGAACAUCACACGUUCGGCCAUCCGCAGGGCGUCCAACAUCGAGGUGAACCCGCAGACCAAGCGCAACCUGCAGGACCUCUUCAUCAACUUCUCCCUCAUCCUCAUCUGCCUGCUGCUCAUCUACAUCAUCGUCCUGCUGAUGUGAUGCCCCCCGGGGGCCAACGGGCAUGAACUGGACACUGGUUUAAGGGAGGGGCGGGGGGUUGGGGGGCGGAAACAUUCGGGUAUGUGGGCGGGAUUUAUUGGAGUCUAUAUGGAAUACACUACAUGUACAAAUAUUUUUGGACACUCUUUCAAAUGAAUGCUGAAUUCAGUUACUUUAAGUUGCACCAAUUGCUGACAUUGCUUGUCUUGUCCCUAUACUGCCCCUAUACUAUCGGUAUACUGCCCCUAUACUGCUUCUAUACUGUGCCUAUACUGCCCCUAUACUCUGCCUAGACUAUCCCAUAUACUGUCCUUAUACUGCUCCAAUACUGCCCCUAUAUUAUCACUAUGCUAUCACAUAUAUGUCCCUAUAGUGCUCCUAUAUUGCCCCAUAUCAUGUUCCUAUACUGUCCCAAUACUCUCCCUAUACUGCCCAAUACUGUCCCUAUAUUGUCCCCAUACUGCCUCUAUACUGUCCAUAUAUUGCCAAUAUACUGUGCCUAUACUGCCCUUAUACUGCACUUUUAAUGUCCCUAUACUAUCCCUAUACAGUCCCUAUACUGCUCCUUUACUGUCCCUGUACUGCCUCUAUACUGCCCUUAUACUUUCCUUAUACUGUCCCUUAUAAUGUCCCUAUAUUAUACCCACAAUGUCCCUAUACUGCUCCUAUACUAUCCCUAUAAUUUCAGUAUACUGCCCCAAUACUGUCCCUAUACUGCUUCUAAACUGUGCCUGUACUGCACUUUUAAUGUCCCUAUACUAUCCCUCUACAGUCCCUAUACUGCCCUUAUACUUUCCUUAUACUGUCCCUUAUAAUGUCCUUAUACUAUACCCACAAUGUCCCUAUACUGCUCCUUUACUGUCCCUAUACUGCCUCUAUACUGCCCUUAUAAUGUCCUUAUACUAUACCCACAAUGUCCCUAUACUGCUCCUUUACUGUCCCUAUACUGCCUCUAUACUGCCCUUAUACUGUCCCUUAUAAUGUCCCUAUACUAUACCCACAAUGUACCCAUAUUGCCCCUAUGCUGUCCCUUUACUACCCCUAUACUGUCCUUAUACUGCCAUUAUACUGUCUCCCUACUGCCCCUAUAUGAAUAGUAUUUCCUGGAACAGCAGAUAAAAAAAUUAACAUAUGACUAUAGAGGGGUAUUAUGAUAUUGCAAUCAAUCAACAGUAGAGACAGUUACUCCAAAAGCAAAAGCAUACACUCUUUUUAAUACCCUUAAUUACAAAAGGAACUAAAGAAACAAAUGAGUAGGUGACACAAUACUUUUGUACUUUUGUCUACAUUGCACACAUGUUGUCAUUGUUUGAACAUGACCUCCCUUCUCCCUUUUUUGUAUUGUUUUUGUUUUGUUUUAAAGACAGUAAAGAUGUUCUUCACUUGUGUUUUGAA
Messenger RNA from Astyanax mexicanus (Mexican tetra), 1792 nucleotides. RefSeq names its product cardiac phospholamban. Bases 239 to 397 code for a protein of 52 amino acids. The transcript has 2 exons. Gene Ontology annotation, biological process: negative regulation of calcium ion import into sarcoplasmic reticulum; negative regulation of heart rate; negative regulation of ATPase-coupled calcium transmembrane transporter activity. Gene Ontology annotation, molecular function: ATPase inhibitor activity. Gene Ontology annotation, cellular component: membrane; sarcoplasmic reticulum. NCBI's taxonomy places the organism in Eukaryota, Metazoa, Chordata, Actinopteri, Characiformes, Acestrorhamphidae. The record is from RefSeq and is a predicted model, not a curated record.